Messenger RNA from Trichobilharzia regenti, 3223 nucleotides. Lineage: Eukaryota; Metazoa; Platyhelminthes; Trematoda; Strigeidida; Schistosomatidae. The record is from the annotation of a GenBank genome assembly.
GUACUACUUUAUGGAAAUCACAAAAGACCCAAAUACUAACAUACUCAAAUCUUUGAAGCUAAAUUCUCAAACCAAAAUUUAAACUGCAACCCUUCGCACUAAACAGUAGCUAACGUACUAUGAAGAAGUGAGAAGUUGUGUUGAGAGAGACUGAACGCUGUAAUCGAAAACCUGUGUGUUGAUUUGUCGAAUUUUUGUUUCACACGUUAAUAAAAUAGUAGAAGGGCUACCGAGAUGAAAGUUGAUGUUGAAAGUAGGAAACACUUAAAUCUGUGGUGUAGCAUACUGUAUUGUUUAAAAACUAUAACUUUUCCCAUUUGAUAUGAGUUCCAUGAAACACCAGAUAUUUGAUUAUGAUAAGAUUCAUACACAUCAUUUCCACUUCAGCAAUCCACACUCUCAUUUCAACUUAUUACCACCUGGUUGUUUAUUUGUAUUUUCUAGUUGAUCAAAUACAUUUACAAAAUUCCUCAUUUAACAUGAAUAAACGUUUAUUUCACGAUUUUAGGAUAUGUGGUAAUAAUCUCCACUGGUGGGAUAAAAAUGUUGACUAAGGACUUAAAGGAUUAUUUUGAAGUGCCACAAGCACCACAUGUCAUAAGUUCGGGCUAGGUGAAACUAGGGGAAAUUACGACAUGUUAUUCUUCUGGUUCAUUGUGGAGCACGGAGAUAGGAAGCAUGCAACCAAACACUAGUCAGUUGUCAUUCCCGACUUUAUAAAGUGAAACAUAGCGUUCCUGGACAAUUAUUAUGACUUCUAAAAACUUUUUGAAAGUUUUGCAAAGACCUCCUACUUCUACGCCUUCCUUUAGCUUCUUUUUGAAGGAAACACUGAUAAAGCGGCGUAGAAUGAUCAAAAGUAAUCCACCACUUCAUAAUUUAGAAGCUUUAUUCCUUUUUAAUUUAAUCGUAAGUCUGGAUUUUUAUUUUGAGAAAACCAAUAGACUCUUGCUGAGGUUGAUUAUACGGAAAGACUUUUUUCUUUAGUAAAUAAAUAGCUGUAAUCAUUAGAUAAAAACAAGACAAAUCCACAGAUUCGUUAAAAAGGUCUCCUCACUAGUUGCAAGUAGCAUUAAUCAGUGAAAUAUUUCACUAUAUGUAUGGUAAUGGUAAUGGAAUCAUUCACUAUUUCAGUUUUCAUUUCUUGAAAAUUUUAAUUAACGUCAUUUAUAUGAAUAUGGUAAAUAAACAUCCUUCUUGUACACUGAGUGCUCGUAAGCUACAGUCAAUGUGUAAUCUCUGUUAGCCUAAACUGAAUCACUGGAAGUACGAGCCAUCCUUUCGAACUAAGGUGGUGUUAACUAAUUUUCUUCUAGUGACAGCGUCUAAUUGGGGAGAAUAAAGUAAGAGACUAUUGCGAGUAUACAACUGACGGCUGAAGAGUCCCAAACUAGGAUGAAACAGCUGUCCAGUACUCCCAGGUUUUCCAGUGGUUCUCUAACUAAUGUCAGCUCAUGAUGAAAUCCUGUAACUGAAAAACUGUUUAAUGAUAUAAUUAUGAACAAUAUAUUGUGUCUGAAAUACCCUCCAGUAAAUGAUUCUGUUUCACUAAGUGAUGUAUCCAUUAAAUAUGGAAUGUUCACUGUUCAUCAACCUUAAAGUUGAGAUUUUUUUGGUUGGCAAUAAAUUUCUUUGCCUCUCUUAAGUACACUCAUGUGUGAUCACAGUAACUGUUCCUUUUCUAAAAACAAAAAUACAAACUGUGCGUCGGUGGCACAGUGGUUAGGACUCUCGCGACCAUGCAGAUGGUCCAAAGUUCGAUUCCCUGCCGGCGCACACCUGAUAUCUAUGGUCGGCCUGCAAAUUUGGGCUACCGAUAUCACAUUCUGAAAAUUCCAUACUUGUACCAAAAAUAGUGUGGAAUCAAGCUGUAAUGAAAAAAAGACUUGUCAGACAAAGUUAUUAUACUUUUAGAUGCGAUUAUUAUUUUGCUGUCAUUAUUUCUAAGUCUGCUUUUUUUAAAAAAAACUGUAUAAAGUUGGAGAAAUUGACAUUUUAUUUCCUGGCUACUGUAGAAUUUAUCCAACUAAAAUAAACACUACUCCUUUCUCAUGAAAACGCCCUCAUUGUCUGCCGUCGUCUCUGUGUCUCUUCUUACUGUCUUUUACUUUCCUGUCAAUCCUUUAGGAUGACAACGUGUAUUUUACAAAUCCUGUACAAAUAUUAAAUAUUAUGCGUGAUUUAGAGGACACUAAUUUACGAUUGAUUCAGCACUGUCAAGAAUCAGAUGAUACCAUUGAAAUAUUACGGAAUCAAGUGAACGAAAGUGUAGAUAACUAUCAGAAGGAUGUUCGCAUUUUAUCGAAACACCAAACCUCCCUUCAAGAAGCCAUUAACUCGGAAAAAAUUAAAACUCAAUGCUUAAAUUUGAGUAUGAGUGACUUUUUAUUUUCGGGUUACAAUUCAGAACAGCAGAAAUUAAUUUUGAACGAUCUUCAUGAAACUAUUACUGAGGUUUAUCGAGAUACUAUUCGGAAAUCUGACACACCAUUGAGUUCACUACAAAUGUUAUACGAAAUUGAGGCUAAAAUGGUUGACCUACUAGAAUUUCUGCAAACGCUUCCUGAAGAUGAAGUAAAGGAAGUGAAACAGGCCAAAGAAGCUGAACAACGACAACAAAUUAAAGAAGAGAAGAAGAAUCAACAACGGAUAUAUCAAGAGGAGCGAAUACAAAAGGCGUUAGAACGUGCAAAAGCUGAACCAAAGAAACAAACUGGGCGCAGACUGGUGACUCGAUCACAGCCUCCAGUAAUACAUAAAUCAGAUGACAAGAAAAAUGAUGCAGAAGCUAGAGAAGCAAAGGAGCUAGCCUUCUUAUUCGAAUGAAUAUGCUUUAACUAAUAAUAAUAAUAAUAAUCAAAACAGUAACAGUCUAACUUACAAAUUUAUCCACAGCUUUUCUUAAUAUUUUUCUACGCAUAAUAACCAUACUACUUAUAAUAAUAAUUAUUAUUAUUAACAUUCAAGAUUUUGUAAACUUUUCGUGUGCAGAUGUACAUUUUUACGGAUCGCAAAUUUCUCAUAUAGGGGCAACUGGGUAUGAUUCUUUAUUCCCAAUGCAUUGCUGAUCAACUGUACAAUGAAAAUAAAGUUUUAUCUUUGCUUGGUUUACCACUGAUAAAUUUAUUUCUCAUUCACACCCUACAGUAUGCUGUGCUCCAUAAUGUUUUAGCUUUGGCGAUGAACUCCUAACCAGACUUUUUCAGCUAGUGGUCAGUGUAUA